AUGGACUCUCUUAUAAUCAAAAUGGCGGUUAAGUGGAAUUUUCGCUGUGCAUGCUGGGGGUUCAUCUCGUCGCUUCUAGCUUCGGUCCUUCUCACCUAUUGCUUGCCUGACUGACUCCUAUGAAUCCAUUUCAUUGCAUCAGGCGCUGCAGCAGUGCUGAUUGGCAUCUCAUCUCUGAUUGCCUUCCACAUCUCGACUCUACGAUGCUCUGAGAGCCACACACUCAUAACCCUACUCAUGUCCUACAAGUGGCACCAGGGUGAACGUCUAGCCACGCCCUCCAUCUCAGCAAGGGCCACUUACAUGUGGAAACGUCCGCGUGAAGCACAGGAAGAUCUGAUAAGGGAGCUGACCAGGCGACAUGCCAAGACGGAGUACGGGCGCAAGAACCGUCUUGGGGAGAUCCGAUCGGUGGAAGACCUCCGCGAGAAGCAUCCUCUCACCACGUACGACCACUAUAGUGACUACAUCCAGCGGCUGGCAGACGGAGAAGAAGGCGUUUUCCUUGACGAGGAGCCCUUGCGAUUCGGCGUCACAUCGGGAACCACCGGAGCCGGGAAGAAAAUACCACUGGUUUCUUUUAGGCUGGAGGGAGAUGCACUCUGCAGCCAGAUCAGGCGCUUGGCUUUGUACCAGGGUGCUCACCGGCCAAGCCCUGUACAGAAACGCUGUUUCGUCUACAUCCAUCCCAAAAUCUCUCUCACCAAAACUGGCCGUGUCAUUUCUCCGUACACGUUCAUCAAACAGGAGGACACUAAGCGUUUAUCAGAGCUCAGCUCUCCUCCACCGGCCUUCACUAUCACAAAUGAGCCUUCUGCCGCCUACGUUCACAUGCUGUUCGCAAUUGCUGACACCAAUCUCGCCCUCCUGUCUACCGUGCUUACUCCCCAAAUGUACCGAGCUCUGAAGUGUCUAGAGGCCAAAUGGCAAGUAAUGCUGGAGGAUCUAUCGACCGGGCAGAUCAAUGCUAAGAUCCCUCUAGACCCUGAUACACGCCGGUCUCUCCAAGGCUAUCUGAGACCGAACAAGGCCCGCGUAUCCCAGUUGAGAAGCGAAUUUGAGAAAGGGUUUCAUGGCAUUUUGAAGAGAAUCUGGCCUCAUCUGAUCGCCAUUGAAGCAAUCGACAUCGCGGGUUUCAAGAAGAAAAUUGAAGAAACAUAUACUGAUGGAGUUCCAUACUUCAAUUGGGCAUAUGGCGGCACAGAGGUAGGCCAGCUGGCGAUCAACAUGUGGCUUCAUGACAAAGAGGUUCGAUACGCCAUCUGUCCUCAUAUGGCCGUCGUAGAGUUCAUCCCGGAGCAAAACAGUUCGGAUGAAGACCCAAAGACUCUGCUCAUUGACGAGGUUGAGGUCGGUGGCAGAUAUGAACUGGUGUUGACCACGCGCUCCGGGCUAUACCGUUAUCGGAAUGGAGAUGUCAUCCAGAUUGUGGGAUUCCACGAGAACUGCCCUGCCAUGCGCAUGCUCUACAGGUCAGGAGAAUAUCUUAAUUUAGUCUACGAGAAAGUGAACACCCAAGUUGUUGACGCUGCCAUAAAGAACACCAUUCAAGGCUGGCCAGGAAUUCAACUAGUGGAUUGGACAUGCGCAGAGAGCCCAGUUUACGAUCCUGAAAGUUCAGAACUAUACUACAUUGUAUUUCUUGAGGUCGAUCCUGGCAAGAGGGAGCUGAAUGACGUCACGGCAGAGCAAAUGUCAAAGUUUGAUGAACAUCUUCAGCAAGACCACGUCUACUACAGCGGCUUGCGGGAGUCUAAUACCAUCUCUCCAUCCCGGGUGAAAUUUGUGAGGCCAGGUACCUUUCUGGAGCUAAGGGACUUCAGGGUGAACAAAACUACAGCUUCUGUCAUGCAGUACAAGACGCCUCGUAAAUUGAGGACGCGAGAGCACGUGAUUUGGCUGAUGGAGAGAGUGAUCGAGACCAAGUAGGGAGACUAUUGCAAAAAGUCAAAAAGCUAGUUAUCA
Patiria miniata (bat star) is the source of this 1965-nucleotide messenger RNA. Its product is annotated as probable indole-3-acetic acid-amido synthetase GH3.9. Lineage: Eukaryota; Metazoa; Echinodermata; Asteroidea; Valvatida; Asterinidae. The record is from RefSeq and is a predicted model, not a curated record. Gene Ontology annotation, molecular function: acid-amino acid ligase activity. Gene Ontology annotation, cellular component: cytoplasm. The transcript is spliced from 8 exons.